AUGGCCUCGGGCAUGCACUACGCCCACUGCGGCGCCAACGACGGCUGCAAGCUCGCCUUCCAGUCCUCCCUGCCCCUCUCCGGCGCCGCCUCCGCCACCAAGUGCGUCCUCCUGAUGCACGGCUUCAGCGGCUCGAGCGCCUACUUCCACCGCAACUUUGACGCCCUCGUCGCCGCCGGCCUCUGGGUCGUUGCCCCGGACAUGCGCGGCCACGGCUCCUCCGACCGCACGCGCGGCGGCUACCACGUCGCCCGUCUCGCCGCCGACCUGCGCGACCUGGUCGCCCACCUGCGCCGCGCCGCCCCCGACGUCGCCAUCGUCCCCGUCGGCUGCUCCAUCGGCGCCGCCGUGCUCUGGACCUACGUCGAGCUGUUCGGCGCCGCCGCCGACUUUGCGGGUUUUGUCUUCGUCGACCAGGCCCCGCUGCAGGACCGCUCGCCGUUCGACGGCUGGGACGAGAGCAGGGCGCACACGGGGUGCUACGACGAGCGGACCAUGCUGGCCGCGCAGCGGUUCUGGAUCGACGACCCGGCGGCCGCCCACGUCGACCUCGUCGACGGCUGCCUCGGGUACCGCGCGAAGCCCAGCCCGGACGACGACGUCUCGCCCGAGACGAGGAGGCGGGACGAGGACUUCUUCACGGGCAUCAGCGCGCUGUGCGACCAGACGUGGCUGGCGAGGCUGUUGGCCGACCACACGCGGUACGACCAUCGCGAGGCCAUUGAGACCAUCAGCGUGCCGACGCUCGUCAUGGCGGGGCGGAGGUCCGGGUGUUUCCCGCUCGAGGGCAUGCUCGAGACCGUCCGGCGGGUGGAGAAGAACCGGCCCGGCCUGGCGAGGGAAUCCGUCUUCGAGUCCGGGCACUGGCUGUUCUACGAGCAGCCGGAGAGGUUCAACAGAGAGAUUGCCGAGUUCGUGGACAAGUGCACCACCAACUGA
Messenger RNA from Colletotrichum higginsianum IMI 349063, 939 nucleotides. RefSeq names its product Alpha beta hydrolase fold protein. Gene Ontology annotation, molecular function: catalytic activity. The record is from RefSeq and is a predicted model, not a curated record. The coding region runs from base 1 to 939 and encodes 312 amino acids. Lineage: Eukaryota; Fungi; Ascomycota; Sordariomycetes; Glomerellales; Glomerellaceae. The transcript has a single exon.